Molecule: messenger RNA, 1254 nt
Organism: Suillus fuscotomentosus
Lineage: Eukaryota; Fungi; Basidiomycota; Agaricomycetes; Boletales; Suillaceae
Exons: 4
Coding region: 1-1254 (417 amino acids)
Source: RefSeq, a predicted model, not a curated record
AUGAUCCAGCAUUAUUCGAAGUAUUUGAGCGUGUUGAUAGAGUCUUUGACAGAGGAAGAAAUUCAGGAGGCCGUCAAGAUGGCAGAAGAGUGGAACAGUCAGGGUGUUCCUCCUGAGGUGCAGAUAGACAUCGCCAAAAAGAAAAGUGAGGGCAUGGUCCACCACUUCGCCAGUGAGAUGUACAAAUGGGCUGGAAUGAGGGUGUUUGUAUUGGCUGCGAGGAAGACAGAAGAGGGCAAGCUGUUGGUGACUGGCCAUGACUAUAACAAUGAGUUCGGUGGGGCGGAAAGUUUCACAAAGACCUGUGACUGGCAGGUCAUAUUGCCCGAGUGGGAGCCAUAUGUGAUGAAAUUGUUUGUAGAUGGUGAUGGCGAAGAUGAUUGUGUGGUGCAUAAGGCCGGGAGGAAGGAUAACACAUACAUACUGGACAUAGGAGACAGCAGUGUCCCCGUCCUCCUGAACUAUGACAAAAUGGACUCUGGAACCAGAAAGGUGGUGGUCCGAGCAUAUUUAAAUUGGCAUUACGCAGUGUGCUCUGGGAGACCGAAAGAUUUGGUUCCAUGGAAAGAACUAUCAUCCCGACAAGACAAGAUGCCACCAAGAAAGUACCUACCUGAUGGCACAAAAAUUCGGGAGCCCUCGAGGAUGAACCGGGAGGAAGCCACAGCCUUGCUCGAAUUCUGGUAUAACCGACAGGAGUCAUCAGAUGGUCCCACUCUGAAAUUCAAUGGGUGGUGGUGCAAGGAUCGGGUGGAGCCUCCUGUGAGAGUGGUAGAGUCAGACACUGAAGAGGAAUCAACUGUUAGAUCAUCAAAAGUGAAGAAGACCAAAAAGUCCACAAGGAAAUUGUCCCGGGAGAAGAAUCGAUCACAUCAAAUGGAUGACAAUUCCACUGGUAGCACAGAUGAUGACAGACCUGUCCAGAAAGUAUCGCAGCACCAGGUGCAAGUCAGAAAGACACAUGAUGUUGUUGAAGAAUCCUGGGAAGAUUUGGAGGCAGACUCUAACAAUGAUGAGCCUCACAGGUUGCUUGUCAAAGUGAAGCACAAGGAAAAACAGCCAAUGCAUCAUGUCUCAGCAGCUCGCAAGAAAUGCCAGCAUGAAGACUCAUCAGAAGAUUUGGAAGUUGAAGAACCUCAAGAGAAGGUGAAACCUCCAGUGAAGAAACCACGGGUGUUGGAGAAUCAACAGGUGAAGCAGAAUCCUGCUCGCAAGAUUGGACCUGCUUCUCGUACUGGUGAAACAUCACACUGA